AUGGAUAAAGCUGCCUUCGCGGCAAAACGUCGGCAAGACAAGUUGCACAAGAAACCACCACCGCCAAAACAGACCAAGCAAAAGAGCAAACAAAAGGCACCUGAAGUGCAACACACCGCACCACUCGUUGUCUACGACGAUCGGUACGGUAAGCGUCAACUGCAACAAAACUGGACCAAAGACCGGGAUUUACCUUCGAGCGACAGUGACGCGGACGACGGGCAACUGCAAGCAGCAGACUUUGAGAAGCUGCUCGAACUUCCUCCAUCGAGUGCGAAUCACUUUCUUCUCAGUUCGGAAAAACGUUGGCUGCAACCGGACACGGAACUUCCAGGAGACGAUGAAAAGAAUGACUACAGUGAGUACUUCCGAAUCGAUACUAAACUGCUGAACGCCAGUUUGGGGUGUAUCCCGUUCUACGAAAGACACGGCUAUGACCCUGAACUGUUUAGCACACUGGAAAUCAACUUAAUGCGACAGAAGGCAGAGAUAAAUACAAAGCAAUAUCAGCAAAAGUUUGCGGACCAGCUCUCUUCGCAUACACAGUCAGGUCCAGUUUCCCGGAGUAACAAGGAGAAUAUGCCUCUGCCGAAGAAACCUUCACCAACGCCGUGUUUAGUUGGUGCGUUUGCAAAACCGAAGGAUGAUAGUACCACCAUUAAGAGUCCAGUGACGAAACAUGUGCCUGUAGAUAUGAUAUCGAUUAAUCCUAUAGAAACAAAAAUGAGUGAACUGGAAAUUCAUCCAGAACAGAGAGAAAAGGUCGCUGAAGUUAUGCCUACUUCUGUCCCAACUGUUCAACCAGUCGCGACAAAGCCAAACUCUAGCUCAACGAAUGACACAAAGGAAGAUAUUCAACAGUGGCUGGAUGAUAUAUUGGACAUUUAA
Anopheles maculipalpis is the source of this 888-nucleotide messenger RNA. RefSeq lists its product as uncharacterized. Lineage: Eukaryota; Metazoa; Arthropoda; Insecta; Diptera; Culicidae. Bases 1 to 888 code for a protein of 295 amino acids. The record is from RefSeq and is a predicted model, not a curated record. Gene Ontology annotation, biological process: negative regulation of G2/M transition of mitotic cell cycle. The transcript is spliced from 2 exons.